Molecule: messenger RNA, 3535 nt
Organism: Chiroxiphia lanceolata (lance-tailed manakin)
Lineage: Eukaryota; Metazoa; Chordata; Aves; Passeriformes; Pipridae
Gene: NHLRC1
Product: NHL repeat containing E3 ubiquitin protein ligase 1
Exons: 1
Coding region: 16-1164 (382 amino acids)
Biological process (GO): protein polyubiquitination; proteasome-mediated ubiquitin-dependent protein catabolic process; negative regulation of translation
Molecular function (GO): ubiquitin protein ligase activity; translation repressor activity; protein binding
Source: RefSeq, a predicted model, not a curated record
CCUCCUCGGGCCGGGAUGGCGGCGGAGGACGAGGCGGAGCUCAGCCUGCUGGAGUGCCGGGUGUGCUUCGAGCCGUACGGCCCCGACGGGCAGCGGCGGCCGCGCAACCUGCCCUGCGGGCACGUCCUGUGCGGGGGCUGCGUGGGGGCCCUGAGCCGGCGCCUGGAGUGUCCCUUCUGCCGGCGGCCCUGCGGCCCCGCCGAGACCAGCGACUGCCGCCCGCUGCUGCAGCUGCUGGAGCUUCUGGGCCCCGCCGGCCGCCUCGCCCGGGCCCUGGGCGGGAGCGGCGGCCCAGGGGCGGCCGCGCCGGCCCCCGCGGGGCUCGGGCUGCGGCUGUGCCUGGGCGGCUGGGGGUCGCUGGUGAACCCCACCGGGGUGGCGGCCUGUCGCGGCACGGGGCGCCUGGCCGUGGCACACGACGGCAAGAAGAGGAUCCACGUCUUCGGGCCCAGCGGGUUCUGCCUGCAGCGGUUCGGGGAGAGGGGGGACGCGGGCAACGACGUGAAGUACCCGCUCGAUGUGACGGUCACGUCGGACGGGCACGUGGUGGUCACCGACGGCGGGGACCGCUCCGUGAAGGCCUUCGAUUUUGAGGGAAGGGGGGUCCUGGCGGUCCGGGAAGGCUUCCGUUUGCCCUGGGGCUUGGAUGCCACCCCCGAGAGUGAAGUAAUCCUGACCGACUCGGAGGCAGGCGCUCUCUACCGCCUGACGGCCGACUUUGGAAGGGGGGAAUUGAAGAAGUGUCAGAUGAUCCGGGCUCAGCUCGUCAGCCCCAGAGCGGUCGCGAUCUGCCAGACCUCGGGGGCUGUCGCGGUAAUAGAGCACCUGAAAGCUCAAGGACUGAACAAGGGCAGCACCCGAGUGAAGAUAUUCAGUGCGGAGAUGGAUCUCAUCGGCCAGCUGGAUAGCUUCGGUCUGAACCUCGUUUUCCCCUCCAAAAUGUAUGCUACAGCUGUGGCCUUUGACAAAGAAGGUCGUGUUAUAGUAACGGAUGUCUGUAGCCAGGCCGUAAUAUGCUUAGGGAAACCAGAGGAGUUUCCCAUGUUUAACCCUCUAAUUAGCUAUGGGCUUUCUUAUCCUGUCGGACUGACUUACACGGCAAAUGAUUCCCUCGUCAUUUUAGACAGUGGUGAUCAUUCAAUAAAAAUAUAUAGCUCUACCUGAAUGGUUUAGAUGCUUACUGCUACAGGUUCAAGAUGCUUUUGGCCAUAACGCAUGGAAAGUUCUGGUGCUUGUAGGCACAUAGAGAGGAGGUGGUUUCUGGGCUUUAUGGUGAAAUUACCCCCUGACCAACAUGCCGUGCUUCCUGCAAAACUUGUGUUGGAUCUCUUGCCUACCUGUGGGAGAAGACCUACCUGCUGCUGGCUGUAGUCAGCAAUGAAUCAACCAAACAAAUAAUUUGGCAUUUUAAAACUAGUCCAGAUCUUGAAAACCAAACGUUUUUCAUCCUUUUUGAUGAGUAAUCAAAGACCAGCACCUGUGAAAGUGAUGCAUCAUUUAUUUACAUUUCCCAGCACAUAGUUUUCAUUGUUCUUAAUUAAGCAUAGAUACACUCAUGGGGUUGACAGAUAUUCUGUUUCCAGGAAUUCCAGCUUUCUUGUUUCCACGAGAAAGGAGUUUGGCUUGACAAAAUGAUAGGAGAAUUGGAAGCUUCCGUUCAAGGUUGCCUAAAUCCAGCUAAGAACAUUGUGAUGGAGGAGCUACCACUGAUGAGUGAGUUAUGUGGUGUUCAAAGCCUAUUUUUUCCAUACCAGGAAAACAUAUUUCUGGGAGCACCCUUCCGUCUGCUUUCCCACCUUUAUUAGGGUUGUACUGGAACACUGUCUUCCUCUAAAAUGCCCAACUCUGUGUCUACCUAGAGAUAAUCUGGUGUGUGGUUCCACAGCAUGGGCAGCUUUCCCUAAAAGCUCCUUGAAGUAAUGGUGUUUAGACCACAAAUACUCUUGCAUAUGUAAAUUUGAGUUGGCUGUGCUGCUAACACAGCUGCACUUAGGAGGUUUUCAAUACUGCCUGCUCCUGCUUUGUCAUUAAUACAGUGCUUUUGCACCCAAACUGGAGGAUUCGACUGCAAAUUGAAAUGUUAGUGUGAAGUAAUAGAGAAAGAGGGAAGUAAGGCCCAUUUUCUUCCUAGCUUCCAAAUGAGGUUUUGUUGAUUGUGAAUACACAGAAAGUUUAGAUCAGUUUAUAUUCUCUUGAAGGUAGUUUCACUGUGGACGUAAGUUCUCUUGCCUUAUUGCACAGUGGAAGUCACGGUAUAUCUGAAUUCUGGGAAGGAUUAACACCCCUGCUAGAAGUACUGCUGCAUUUUUAGGCAUUUACCUGCUGCUAAAAUGAUUACUCAGGUGCUUCAGUGUUAAAAUGAAGUUAGAUAUAAAUGUAAAUGCUAUCUGAGGUAGAGACAAGUAGGUUAAAAUGGCAUAAAACUUUCGGGGUAAUUUAUUUAGUAACUGAAAUCAUUAAUAUUAACUAAUGUAAUUGGAAAUUCAGAGGCAGUCUUUCACUAAAUUUUUCAUCUGGCUUUUGGUCUGACUUCAGGGCAUUUAAUAACUGCAUGUAUUGCUGCACCAGUGAUUUACCAAAUACUUACCUUAAAUUGGAGCAGUUUAGUCCUCUAAUUCAGACAAUUUAUUAAUCUGUUUUAUGUUAACAUUUGUAUAAACAACACAAAUCUAUUACAUGCAGCUAUUUGUACUGGCUAACUGAACAGUGACCUGCCAAUAAAGUGUGAUUUGCUUAUUCCUAUAUUUGAAUAAUUUAGUGAAAAUUCCUCAUAUAUUUUCAUCAUGAGUUUCUCUGUUACAAUACGAUUUCUCUAUCACAGUUGCCCUGUAUGGUUUCUUUUUCUGUCUGGAAAUAUCCUGCCAAAGUUGUUGUAGGGCCAUCUGUUGCUAUUGAAAAUUGUAUGGACCUGUAAAUUUUGUCUUUUUUGGCAUUCUCUGCUGCCAGGCCAAACAGUAAGUGCCUUUGGAAGAACCAGAAAUCCUCCUUGGUUGUUCUGCAGCAGGAGGUGUAUGGUCCUGAGCAGGAGCCCUGUUGAGAGAUCAGGAAGGAAAUUUACUCAGAUGAGCAUCCACUUGGAUUAUAUCUAUUCCUUUCUAGGUACCAAGGAGACGUCUGUCUUUGAGGGAUAUAGAACCAAUUAGAGAACACUUCCUUUGGGGGACUGCUGUAUGUCAAAAUGCAUGCAAUGCCAUCAGUGUCAUCAAUGCUGUAUUCAUACAUAAUUAAUAGUUUGUUGCAGUAGCAAUUCAGUGAACCACGGGCUGUGAGCUUUCGUCUCCUCAAACCUUCUUGUGCACCAGAAGCUUGGUUUUGCUACUGAACUCAUGGAUGGGCAAAUUUCCUAGGACCUACCACCAUGCAGGCAACUUUCCAGUAGCUGAAAUGCUGAUUUUUAAACAUUUGGCUUGUAUUGUUUUAAAAUCUACAAAACCUCCCAUUGUUAGCCAUUUUGCUCCUGUCUGCUUUGGUAUAUGACUAGGAAUCACUUGAUUUUUGGGUUUGUAAGCAAAAUAAACCUUGUGCCUUUAUUCUA